Molecule: messenger RNA, 2508 nt
Organism: Lasiodiplodia theobromae
Lineage: Eukaryota; Fungi; Ascomycota; Dothideomycetes; Botryosphaeriales; Botryosphaeriaceae
Product: Mixed-linked glucanase
Exons: 1
Coding region: 1-2508 (835 amino acids)
Source: RefSeq, a predicted model, not a curated record
AUGGCUUACCGUGGUGCUUUCGCCGCGGCCAUCUUGGCUUCCAGCGCGGUCGCCUCGCCCCUGCUCAACGCCGACCUGGGCCUCAACCUCGGCGGCAGUGGCUCCUCCACCAGCAGCGCUCCCUCUAGCGUCACCACCUGUGGCGUCACCUGCCAGGUUCCCGCCAACCCCGGUGGCUGCCGCGACCAGUGCUUCCUCAAGGCCCUGGCUGAGGUCUGCAUUGACGACACUCCCGACUGCCGUUGCCAGAACGCCGUCUUCCUGAAGGCCCGCGUUGACGCCUGCGUCGACCUCGUCCCGCUCAACGCCUGCCUGGACAUCGACCUCACCCUGUUCGGCUCCACCUGGGACGAGGCCUGCUCUUGCAUCGAGAGCGCUGCCUCCUCCGGCAACUGCAGCGAGGAGAAGAACGCCACCCCGGCUGCCACCUCCGUCGACACCCCCGUCCAGACCCCGGCCGCUGGCAACCCCAACUACGGCGCUCCCGCUAGCACCCCGUCCGUCGCUGUCGACACCCCCGUCUUCACUCCCGUUGACACUCCCUCCGUGGCUGUUGACACCCCGGUCUCCCGGACUCCCUCCGUGGCUGUUGACACCCCCGUCUCCCGGACUCCCUCCGUGGCCGUCGACACCCCUGUCUCGACUCCGGCCGCUGACGCCCCCAGCUACGGCGCUCCCGCUGGCUCCCCGUCCGUCGCUGUCGACACCCCCGUCUUCACUCCUGUCGACACUCCCUCUGUCGCGGUUGGCACUCCCCUCUACCAGACCCCCUCUGCCCCGGUCUCUGCUCCGGUUGCCAGCGAUGUCGAGGGUGCCACUGCUCCGGCCCCUUCCACCCCGGCUGCUCAGACCACCCCCAAGCCCAUGACCCUGUCGACCGUCUACGAGACCCGCGUCAACACCAUCACCUCUUGCGCGCCUUCGGUCACCGACUGCCCCGCCGCUGAGAAGACCCACGAGCACAUCGUGACCGAGACCAUUGCCGUCUCGACCACCUACUGCCCCGUUGAGGAUGGCCAGCCUGGCUCGACCCCUGCUCCUGCCGCGAGCUCCGCUCCCAGCGCCCCGGCUCCCAGCGCCCCGGCUGCCAGCUCCCCGGUUGCCAGCGAUGUUGAGGGCGCCACUGCCCCCGCUCCCUCGACCCCGGCUGCUCAGACCACCCCCAAGCCCAUGACUGUCUCCACCGUCUACGAGACCCGCGUCAACACCAUCACUUCUUGCGCGCCUGACGUCACGGACUGCCCGGCUUCUGAGAAGACCCACGAGCGCACCGUCACUGAGCACGUUGCCAUCUCGACCACCUACUGCCCCGUCGAGGACGGCACCACUGCUCCCGCCGUCCCUGCCACCAGCGUCCCGGUCGCCAGCCCCUCUGCUCCGGCCUCCGCUCCCUCGGUCCCGGCCUCGUCUGCCGUCCCGUCUGCCCCGGCUUCCAGCAACGUUCAGGGUGUCCCCUCGGCCCCUGCUAGCUCCGCCCCUGCUCCCUCGGCUCCCGCUGGCUCUGCGCCCGCUCCCUCGGCCCCUGCUCCCUCUGCCCCGGCUACCACUGCCCCGGCUCCCGUCCCUGAGAGCGAGACCUCCACCAUCCACUCUACUUCGUACAUCACCGAGGUCCACACCAUCACCAAGUGCGAUGCCACCGUCACCGACUGCCCGGCUAGCUCCACCCAGGUUGUGACCACCUCGCGCCCUGCUGUCCCCUCGGCCCCUGCUCCCUCUGCCCCGGCCUCGCAGCCUUCUGCCCCGGCCUCGUCCGUCCCGUCUGCCCCGGCCUCGCAGCCCUCCGCCCCGGCCUACGGCCAGCCCUCGCAGCCCGCCGCCAACACCCCCGCUUCCCAGCCCCCGGUCUCGGUUGCGUCGGUUCCCCCGGUCAGCUCCUCCAAGCCCGCUGUCUCUGCUCCCCCGGCUGGUCCCCAGACCAUCAUGACCACCCAGGUCAUCACCGUCACCUCGUGCGGCCCUGAGGUCUCCAACUGCCCCGGCAGCGCCACCCCCACCCCCGCCGUCCCGACUUCGUACUGGCUGACCACUGUCACCACUUCCGGCACCACCAUCACCAAGACCAUGUCUGUCCCUAAGCCUUCCGGCCCCGCUGGCACUCCCUCCGGCCCCGCUGGCACUCCCUCCGGCCCCGCUGGCACUCCCUCGGCCCCCGUCAGCUCCGGUGUUGAGGGCUCUUUCCCCACCCCCAACCCCGGCAAGCCCGUCUCUGCUGAGUCGGUCCCGUCUGUGCCCAAGUUCUCCGGCUCGAUCUACGUGCCCGCCCCCGCCCCCUCGGCCGGCAUCCCUCCCCGUCCUAACAACGGCACUGUGACCUACUCGGUCCCCUCUGCCCCUGUUGUCCCCGGCACUUCCACCACCCCCGGUGUCUCGGUUGCCACCUACUCGCCCAGCGCUACCCCCAGCGGCACCACCUCUGCUCCCCCCACCCAGUGGACCGGCGCUGCCGGCCGCGUUGAGAUGGCCGGCGGUCUGAUGUUCGCCGCUGCCGCCAUCGCGCUGUUGUAA